Messenger RNA from Prorocentrum cordatum, 2350 nucleotides. The record is from the annotation of a GenBank genome assembly. Lineage: Eukaryota; Dinophyceae; Prorocentrales; Prorocentraceae.
AUCGAGUCGGCCCGGGCGUCGGGGGUAUGCGCCGCACCCCGGCGCGCGCAGGGGGGCGCGCGCGCCGGGGCCGCGCGGCGGGUCCGCGCCGCAGCCAGCGGGCAGUGGGCGGCCAUGGCGAGCGUCGAGCAGUGCCUGGCCAGGGACGACUGCCCAGGCUGCUUGGACGGGCCCGCCUUCAGCGCCGCGGCGUUCCUGGAGGGGGACCCCUUCGCCGAGUGCUUCGUCGACUGCUGCAGCGUCAAGGACCCAGAGCGCCGCGAGGCGUCGCGCAUGACCUCGCGGGCGGAGUGGCAGCAGCUGCUCCGGCGGUUGGAAGAGGACGGCUUGGUUGACCCGGAGGACCUGCCCACGCUGGCGACCUGUCCUCUGGACGAGCCCGAGGUUUUCUCCGUGCGCAUCGACAAGCCGAUCGGCGACGGGCUGGGUGCCAACCUUCGCAGGGGCCCCGUGGACUCCCUGGAGGUGGGCAGCAUCGACCCGGCGGGCCCGCUGGCCUCCUGGAACCGGGCCAACCCCCUCCGGGCCGUGAGGCCAGGAGACCGCGUGGUGCAGCUCAACGGCGUGACCGACAAGGUAGAGAUCCCGCACCUGAUCCUUUCGGAGGGCGUCCUGUCCCUCACGCUGGAGCGCCCUGGCGCAGACGCCCGCGGCCUGCUGCGGCGGCUCGCGCGGCAGCUGCACGGCGAGGGCCUCCAGCGCUUCGACAGGGCCGCGGAGUCGCUGCGCGGGGCGCUGCACAGCAUCGGCGUGUCGAUGGCCAUGCUCGAGAAGCUGAGCCAGCGAGAGCUGUACACGUACCAGGUGCUACUCGGCGAGUGCGAGCACGUCGUCGCGGAGAACCUGCGGUGGACGCUGGACAGCAUCCGGGAGCUGCGGCGCACGGACGCCGAGCGGCGCUCGGUGGCGUUCCACGGCGUGGCAGCCGCGGGACCUGCCAGCGCGGAGCCGGCCCCGUGGGCCGAGACGCCCGAGGAGUUCCAGUGGGUGCAGGGGCCGGAGAUCGAGCGGCGCCUGCGGGAGCUGCGCGUGCCCGGCGCCGUGCUGCCCGCGCGCGAGGUGGUUAUUGAGCGGACGGACUGGGGCCUGCGGCGCUUCCGGGCUGUGGCCGUCGGUUCCUCAGAGGAGAUCGAGGUGCUGGAGUUGCCGUGGGACGUCGCGAGGGAGUACGCGGGCGCCGCCGAGGACGCGAUGCACCAGGUCGAGGCGCUGAGGCAGCUGACGCUCUCCCACUUCUUCCCGGAUUACCUCGGCUGCGACCUGGCGUCUUGCCGGGGCGCGGGCCUGCAUUUCUUUCCCCGGGCGCGUGGCGUUAACCUGAGGAGCCUGGUGGCGCUUGCGGGGCCGUUGCGGGAGGGCCAGCCGCUGUUCCACCACUGGGCACGGCAGAUCCUGCUGGCGUUGCGCGACUACCACUACCAGUGCUGCCAGGAGCUGCGGGAGGACCUGACCCUAGCGCACGUGUUCGCCUGUCAGGAGGGGCUCCAGCUGCAGGUGCGGGGCGCACCCUUCGGGGACCGCAGGGGCACGCUGAGGGACGACAUGCCUGACUUCGGCCCCGCCAACAGGUGGCGGAACGGCUUCGAGGCUGUGGAGGGCAGGCUGAUCAGCAUGUUCGGGGCCAUGCUGAUGGAGCUGCUGUGCGGGCGCCAAGAGGAUGGCGUGGUCGUGCCGCCGGCGCUCGCCGGAGCCUCCAAUGGACUUCAGGCGCUGGUGAGCCAGGCCAUCUGCGCGAGGGACACUUUGGACUUCCGGCUUGGCCUCGCUCCUGGCGGCGAUGUGCCCGGGACCGGCUCCGCUGCGCGGGACGAGGCCGUGCGUUGCGCGGUGGGGCUCGCCGGCGGGAUGGUCGGAGCCGGGAUCGACGAGUUCAACGACGGGGAGGACUACCGCCUCUGGUGGGAGGGGCCCGCGUGGCCUGGGAUUCCGGAGCCCGUGGUGCUGCCGAACACGGAGGGCUCGGCCGACGAGGGCCAGGAGGGCGCGCUGGAGGAGCGCUGGAGGGCCGAGCGCGGUCUUGGCAGGAGGCCCGAGGGGCCUCUCCGCGGCAGGGGCUUCCUGGACCGGCGGCCGGGCGAGGCCACCCUGACGCUCCAGAUGCUGCUGGACCACCCCCUGCUGCGCCCAUCACAGCACGGCGGCGCGUUCCGUGAGGACGCCUGGGACGCGUAUGCGCGCCUCUACGAGGCGAACCGCGCUGGCCGCGGCGCGCUGGCGGCCUACCUCGACGGCAGCCUGCUGUGAUAUUCCACACCCGUGCCUCUCGGCCACCUGGUCGGCCCCCGCGGCCUGCUGCUGGGUCGCCCCCUGCGCCUGUUCCUUCACGGCCGCCCCACGACGACGACGACGA